UCCUGGUUCAGCACAAUGGACUGAACUUUCCCUCGAAAGCAGGGCGGGGCUUUACCCGGCCCCGAUCACUGAUUUGCCCUCUGCGCUCUUGCGUCAUUCUACCUACAACGGCGGAACUUACAGUAGCCCGGAUAAAGACUGGAGACCUCAGCAGCAACGAAGCUAACCGUUCACAUGUGUGCGCUGUCACAAGGACGAAGAGUCUGCGGAACCAAUCCUAAAACAAAGUACUGCUUCUGUUACUCAAGAUUGCUCUAGACUACGUUGAUCCAAAAGGACGAGAGUGACACGGAUAUGGCGUCAUCCAGCCCCUGUGUUGUGAUCAGUGAUGAAGAGCAGGGUUAUGACCUGGACCUUUUCUGUAUACCAAAGCAUUAUGCCGCUGACCUGGAGAGGGUCUAUAUCCCACAUGGACUCAUCUUGGACAGGACAGAAAGACUGGCCAGAGAGAUCAUGAAGGAGAUGGGGGGGCACCACAUUGUGGCCCUCUGUGUGCUCAAAGGUGGUUACAAAUUUUUUGCAGACCUGUUGGACUACAUCAAGGCCCUGAACAGAAAUAGUGACCGCUCAAUCCCAAUGACAGUGGACUUCAUUCGUCUCAAGAGCUACUGUAACGAUCAGUCGACAGGGGAAAUCAAAGUAAUAGGUGGGGAUGACCUCUCUACAUUAACAGGCAAGAAUGUCUUGAUUGUGGAGGACAUUAUUGACACAGGGAAGACAAUGAAGACAUUACUACAACUGCUCAAACAGUACAAUCCCAAAAUGGUUAAAGUAGCAAGUUUGUUGGUCAAGAGAACACCAAGAAGCGUUGGCUAUCGACCAGACUUUGUAGGAUUUGAGGUCCCUGACAAAUUUGUGGUGGGAUACGCACUAGACUACAAUGAGUACUUUAGAGAUCUGAAUCACAUCUGCGUCAUUAGUGAAACAGGGAAGGAGAAGUACAAGGCAUGAAGAGCAGUUUGAAACAACUUUAAUGUUUUUCCUCUGUGGCUCAUUUUAAAUUGUAUCAUUUCACAUUUUUUUCAUGAAAAUACCAUGCUUAGGGUCCCUGGUGGAGCCAGUUUUAGCUGUCAUGCACAUAGGUUCAACUUUUGACAAGAUUGAUUGCCUUAGAUAGAAGCACUAUGUUUCACAACACGAAACUCAGUGUCAACUGCUUGUGUGCCCCUGCUCUGCUUAUUUUCUCAAUGGAAUGGUGUAAUUUAAACAGAGUGAUGCUGCUAACUGAAAAUACAAAAUUACAACUGGGUUAGAAUUGAAUUUUAUGAUCUGUUCUAAAACUGUUUUUAUAGCAAUUCAGCUGUUAUUCUAACCUUUCAAAAAGGAGUUUUACAAUGGGCAACUCUCACAAAAAAAUGUGCUAAUUCUGCAUGUGUAUUCUAAGACUUAAAUUUUUUUCUAUAUAAUGUUCUGUGUGAUGACAAUUCACAAACGACUAUUGGAGAUGUUUGAAUUGUCCCCACUUAAAAACACAGGAAUGUUGAAAGAUGAAAUACUCUAAUUCACAAAUUUAAUGUUAAAAACAAAGCAUCCAUGCAUUCAUUUACUUUGUGUCACAAGACUGAGAUUUUUUAUGCUGCAUGUGUGAGACUUUAUGUUUUACAGAUGUGUAAAUGUAAUGUCAAUUUUUAAAAAGAAGCUAUCCAAUCCUGUUUUGAAAUACUUAAAAACUGUAUCUUCCGA
Cheilinus undulatus (humphead wrasse) is the source of this 1683-nucleotide messenger RNA. It is a transcript of the gene hprt1, whose product is annotated as hypoxanthine phosphoribosyltransferase 1. The transcript has 9 exons. Gene Ontology annotation, biological process: hypoxanthine metabolic process; purine ribonucleoside salvage; IMP salvage. The coding region runs from base 295 to 951 and encodes 218 amino acids. Gene Ontology annotation, molecular function: hypoxanthine phosphoribosyltransferase activity; magnesium ion binding. NCBI's taxonomy places the organism in Eukaryota, Metazoa, Chordata, Actinopteri, Labriformes, Labridae. The record is from RefSeq and is a predicted model, not a curated record.